Messenger RNA from Striga asiatica, 1305 nucleotides. The record is from the annotation of a GenBank genome assembly. Lineage: Eukaryota; Viridiplantae; Streptophyta; Magnoliopsida; Lamiales; Orobanchaceae.
UUUUCCUUAAAUCCUAAAGUCCUCAAUAAUUCUUUCUUUGUGGAAACACAUGCACCAUGCACCAAGCUGCUGAUAAGAUAUCAACUAAUAUCGUCUUUUUCUCAAAAGGUUUCAAGUAUUUAAGUUGUAUUCACCUAGCAACUUACAUAAUCCUUGUCCUAAAUUUGAACACAUAAACUUCAAUGGGAACUUUUAUGGGUCAUCUGCUGCCAGGGCUGGCCCUUACCUUCCUCGGUCUCUGGCACACCAUAAACACUACCAAAGCCUUCUUCCUUAACGGGCCACACAAAUUCACAAUAAGAUUUUCGUACAAAUUAAAAUCUCCACUAUUGAAACUACAUCACCUUGAACCCAUACUCAUCCUGUCAUUUUCCGUAUUCGCAAUCUUGGCCCAAAUAAUCGACAGCAAAAGCCUCCGCUUCGCAGUCGAACUCGACAGCAUCGAGCACGCCACCAUUUUCCUCCAGCUUAUUGUAUUCACGAUCUUCACUCUUUUCACCGAGUCGACUCAGUUAUCAGAGAGCAUGCUAGAAGUUUCUGGACUCCUUGUUGCCUCAGUUUUUGGGCAGGAGCUUUUCUUGCUUCAUUAUCACUCGACUGAUCACAUAGGGCUUGAAGGCCAUUACCACUGGCUGAUGCAAAUCAUAGAUGCUGGUUUGCGAACAUGGGUUUUGUUCUUUGGGUUCCCAGCUUUGUCCCACAUGGAUGCUUUGAUCGGCCGAUGAUGGAUCACAAAAACGGGAUCAUAGGUGGAGCCGUUGCGUGUGGGUCCCAGGAAGCUGACUUGCGGGCCCGGGCUUUGGCCAAUCUGCAAUUUUGUUGGAUACUGUCAUUGAUUUUGAUAUUCGUGACAUGUUUAUGCAUAGUUUUUGGCAGACAGUUUAUGUUAAGGAGGAAGUUAAGUGAGUAUGAGCAGUUUUCAAGUCCAGGGUUUAGUCAAAUUCAACUGUAAAGGUUUGCUGUUUUAACGGGACUAUUUGGACCGGGGGUCAGGAGGGUAUGUGUGUUUGCUGUAAAAAAGUUGUAGGAUUUACUGGAACAAAGUUAUGAGUUAUAGGGCUGUGGAGUGUGGAGAAACUUUGCAUUUAUGAAGUUAUGCACGAGUCAUGAACUCAUGACCAUAUCAUUUAUUGGUGUGUGGUUUAAUCAGUGUGGAGCUUGGUUCGUAGUAUUAUUGGUUUUUCAUCAGAUCAGAAGGGUCCUUUUGAGUUAGGCUGGUGAAAGUGCUUGUCACUAUAUUUAGAGUUGAAUAAAUAUGUACUGGUACAACACCCGUGUGCUACACGGGUAUUGGAUUAAAAAAUA